Molecule: messenger RNA, 1308 nt
Organism: Echinostoma caproni
Lineage: Eukaryota; Metazoa; Platyhelminthes; Trematoda; Plagiorchiida; Echinostomatidae
Source: the annotation of a GenBank genome assembly
AUGGAGACCCUCAUACAACUGGACUUACCAGAUAAACUUAUCCGGUUUUCCGACUGCUAUAUCUUACGCGGAGAUCGGCUAAUCAAAGAAGAUCUUUGGAUUUGUAACGGUCUCAUUUUGGAUGGUUUAGAUCUAUUCUUUCGCGAGAAACGUUUGGCUGACAUACGAAUCGAGCUGAACGGCAGUGUAAUUGCACCCGGNUUCGACUUCUCUAAUCCGAAUGCAAACAUACGGGAGGGUUGUGCUCGAAUUGCCCGAACGUUGCCAGAGGAGGGUGUGACUUCAUUCUGUCCGACCAUUAUUACGUCAUCUAAACAGUCUUAUGAUAAAAUCAUUCCACAGUUCGAAAGCUAUCAGGAUAGCCCUGAUGCAGCCAGGAUGCUCGGUUUGCAUUUGGAGGGGCCUUUUAUUAGUAAAUCUCGUCCAGGUAUGCAUCCAACUAGUCACAUAUUGGAAUUCGGUCCGGAUCCAGCGCAGGAUCUGACGAACACCUAUGGUCCAAACCUUGGAGUGAUUCGAAUUGUGACAGUGGCUCCUGAGCUGCCCGGUUCCUCCAAAGCGAUAGAGUUUCUGGUAUCACAGGAUGUUAUAGUCUCUGUCGGGCAUACGGUUGCUGACGCCGAAUCUCUGGAUGAUGCAAUACAAGCCGGAGCCACUUUUAUGACACAUUUGUUCAACGCCAUGCCCCUUUUCCAUCAUCGCAAAUCGCAUUUGUUAGAUGGUCUGGUUAAUCAUCAUCCACCCCUAUACGCGGGAAUCAUUGCUGAUUUGGUGCAUGUGCAUCCAGCCGCAUUGCGUAUGGCUGAAGCGAUUGCUCCGGGACACGUGGUUCUAAUUACGGAUGCGAAUACGGCUUACGGCCUCCCCGACGGAGCUUACACUUUCGGUGAUCAAAAUAUCGAGGUUACUAAUGGACUAGCAUACAUUACAGGGACCCAGUGCCUAGCUGGUGGAACCACACCUUUAUCAGUAUGUGUGCGUAACUUUUGGCUCGAGGUGUGCAGCCAUUUACCGGAUGUGGAAGACGACAGUCCAUGGCCCGGUCUUGGUCGAGCAUUGUCGGCGGCUACCACUCGACCUGCACAAGGGUUACAUCUUUACCAACCUUGGAACUCGGACAAGCGUCUGGUUCGUGGUAGUCUCGUCCCCGGCGCAUAUGCGGAUUUGGUCAUUCUCUGUCCAAAGGCUUUGAGUGCGCCGAAACCGCAGCUUCGUGUUCUGUCCACAUGGAUCGAGGGCAAACCGGUUCAUUUGGACACGGAAUCUAAAUUUUUAAUCCAGACUUCAGCAUUUUCCUAUCAGAUCUAA